AUGUAUUUAAAAGAACGCUCUAUUGAUUUUCAUUUUAAUAUUUUAGCUUUUCAAUCACUGCACAUUGAUUCAACUAAAGAUGCCAAUAAAAACCUGAUAGAUACGAUUCAUGAUGCUGUUGAAUCAUUAUUUCUAAACAAUGAUUAUACUUUAUUUCUACGUUUAUGUCGUCCAUUCAUUAAGAAACGUCCAAAAUUACUUCAUGAUGCUUUGGAUAAUAAUUAUUCUGAUCUUUUAUUAAAAUUUAUUCCAAUUGCUUCAAUUGAUAUUCUUCAGCAAACAAAUGAACUUGGUGAAACUGUUCUUUUACAUGCUUUACGUCUCAAUCAGAUAGAAAUUAUUCAAACUUUAUUACAACGAAAUAAAUCAGAAGAACUUAUUCAAUAUAUUGAUGACAAAAGAAAUAAUAUUUUUCAUUUAAUUGCAUCACAUUCAAUUUCAUUAGAAAUAUUUGAUUUAUUAAUUAAUUAUCUUCAUGAAAAAUUAAUUUCUAUUAAAGAAAAAUUUGAUCAUUUUAAUCAAGAUUAUCAAACACCAUUACAAAUAGCUAUUUCAAAAAAUAAUCUAUUACUUACAAAAUCUCUUUUGCCAUAUUCUAAUACUAAUAUACACGAAAUAAAGAAUCGUACAGGUGAUAAUCUUAUUCAUCUUGCAGUUCGUUCUGGAGAUUUAGCAAUGAUUAAAUAUUUAAUUGAAGAUGGUAAAUUAAUUAAACAAGGUAAUCAAUCCAAUUUAACAAUGACACCAAGUGAAUUAGCUCAAUCACUUAAACAUGAUGACAUACUGAAAUAUUUAAAUGAAAUAUAUCCUCAGGAAGAAAUUGAUGAUGAUUCAAGUUCAGAUGAUAAUUAA
Rotaria sordida is the source of this 852-nucleotide messenger RNA. The record is from the annotation of a GenBank genome assembly. Lineage: Eukaryota; Metazoa; Rotifera; Eurotatoria; Philodinida; Philodinidae.